CCUGUUUCUGCACAGUGUGGUUUCCUUUAGGGUAAACAAGUUGCUUUACUUUUCACGCUUCUUUGACUCUGCUUAUUUUUACUACAUUUUGAGAGGAAAAUGAAAGUGGCAGCCUUCAACGUGAAAAAAUUGGGACUUCGAAAAGUCAAAAAUAAAACUGUUUCCGACUACCUUAUUAAGAUCCUCUCUCAGUACAGCAUGGUGUUCAUUUUGGAGGUGAUGGAUAAAAGUGGAGACGCAAUGAAGCUGCUGCUGAAAAAGCUCAACUCUGCUGCUGGUCGGAAAUAUAAAAUGAUCUGCAGCUCAAGUCUCGGCAGAAACGCCUACAAGGAGAAAUUUGUUUGUUUCUACAGAAAAGACGAGGUCAAGCUAACAGGUCAGUAUCAGUAUGAAGACAAUCAGCCGGGAGAUGAAGACGCCUUUGACCGGGAGCCCUUCGUACUGCGCUUCCACUGUCCUAACACGGCUGUUGGAGAUUUGGUCCUGAUCCCUGUCCACACCCGGCCAAGGGACGCUUUUAAAGAAUUGGAUGAGCUCUAUGAUGUGGUUACAAGUGUAAAAAAGAAAUGGAAAACCACCAACAUUAUGAUUUUGGGAGACUUCAAUGCAGCAGGUCCAUAUCUUUCCAAGAAGAAGAAGGAAAAGAUACGCCUCAACUAUCCUCCCUUCUACUGGCUGAUAGACGAUACGGCAGACACAACAACUAGUAAUUCAAACGAGCACACCUAUGACAGAAUUGUGGUGUAUGGAAAGAAAAUGGUGAAUACUAUUGUCCCGAACUCUGCCAUGCCUUUCAACUUUCAGAGAAAGUUCAGACUAACUAAAAAAGUGGCUCUUAGUAUCAGUGACCAUUAUCCUGUGGAGGUGACGCUGAAAACCGUCAAAACUGCCAGAGGACAAAGAAAGAAGGCUACAACCUGUGCAAGAAAAACAUCUGCCACAAAAAAAUCUUUGAAGAGAGGACUUCAGAAGAGGUCCAAACCAGCAGAAUGUGAUGAGUGGAAGCCUCCAGCAGCAAAAAGGAAGCGAGAACAACAGGUUGAAUCUAAGAGCCCAAGAAAGAAGCUUUGUUCUACAUUGGUUAUGCAACAGUCACCAGAUGUUCAAUGGUCAGACUCUGAAUCAUCCCACUUUGAAGUGUCCCCCUCUGAAUGGCACAGCUAUCAAUGGUCCAACGAUGAAAGUUACAUCCAUGACCCAAUCACAUCCCGUCUGCUUGAUCCCAGCUCCUGGACUGAACCAACCCGGAGGCCCUUACGGCGUCAACAGACCAUAAGAUUUGUUCCUAUUGUCUACACAUUUCCACGUCAACAGUCCAUAAGAUUUGUUCCUAUUGUCUACAAAUUACAGCGUCCACCUAAUGACCCUUUGGAACUACUUCAUACACUCUUCCCAAACUCACCUCAUCAUGCUUGAUUGAAAUAAUGAAAACAACAUUUAAGACAUCUCCCCUUUUGAAGUAUUUUUGGAUAAAAUUGUAUCACAGUGCGUAAAUGUCUUGUUAAACCUGAUCUUACAUGACUGGUAUGUUCUGAUUAUUAAUGCCCCCCGUUUGGGUUUACUUAUUGAAAAGCAAACAUGCUUUUCAAUAAGUGUUAUUUAAACCUCUGUUAAUUUUUUGUUUGUUUUUAGCUUUAAGAUAAGAUAAGAUAGGCUUUAUUGAUCUCACAUUGGAGAAAUUCACUUGCCACAUCGGCUCAUAAGAGAAGGUGC
Fundulus heteroclitus (mummichog) is the source of this 1713-nucleotide messenger RNA. RefSeq names its product deoxyribonuclease-1. Bases 100 to 1416 code for a protein of 438 amino acids. Gene Ontology annotation, cellular component: nucleus. Lineage: Eukaryota; Metazoa; Chordata; Actinopteri; Cyprinodontiformes; Fundulidae. Gene Ontology annotation, biological process: DNA catabolic process. The transcript is spliced from 11 exons. Gene Ontology annotation, molecular function: DNA nuclease activity. The record is from RefSeq and is a predicted model, not a curated record.